AUGGAACUUCAGUUUUUCUUUUUCAGUUUCUCUUUUAUCGCGACUUCAGUCAACAAUGGGCGAGGCUCAAGUGGAAAAGGUUUGAUAAUGAUGCGAAAGAAAAUAGUCAAACUUUAAAAAAAAAAAAAACUGGUUUUGAAAAAAGCGGUUAUCACUAUUUCCGGAUGUUCAGUUUUUCUGUCGAUAUUGUGUUUUUCUCUUCAAAAUUUUGCUUCUCCACAAAUUUUUGUAAAAUGCUUGUGUGUUUAAAAAAACAGUGAAUAAAUCGAGUAGCGAAGAAAAAUUUUCGAGAUUUUUUCUGGGCUCCAUCGCACCAGAAUUGAAUAGAAAAUAGUAAAUGACAACUUUUUUUGAAUUUUUUUCCUUUACUGAUAGAAUUUUUAAGCAAAAUAUCUCCAAAAUUUUUGAGAAAAAAAUUAUUUCAUUUUUUUCUUUUAUAGAUUCAAAUUACCAAUCCGCAACUUAUUGAAGCCGGAUCGUCGAUUUUUGCGUCGCUUUUUGCUUCAACUGCCGCAUUUUUCUUUCAAAAGCCACGGUAUCUUCAUAAAUUUCGUUUUUAAUCUGAAAUAUUUUUCUGAUAGAUUUCUCCGAAGAUCAGUUUCUCGAUGGUAACCAUUCGAAAGACUUUGGUAAUUCUUGAGUACGAGUUGUCGAAGAAUUGAAUUUUGAAACAGAUGCUCGCGACGAAAAAGCUCAAGGAUGGGAAAUGUUGGUGCAGGAAAAGGAUCUGAAAGUGUUUCGUAGGUUCGUGGCCGUUCGAAAGAUGCAUUUUUCAUAUAACUUUCUUUUAGAAGAACAAAGGCGCAGUAUGAAAUUUACGAAUACAAAUGCGUCGGAUCUUACUACGACAUCAGUCCGCGCACUUUUUUAGGUUUUUUUGUUAUCCAUUAAAGGGAAUUUUUCUGAUUUCUAGAGAAGUAAAUAAUAAUUAACCAUAAAAUUAAGCACACUUUCCAGUAAUCAAAAUUCUACUUGAAAACUAGAGACGAACUCCCAUUUCUCUGCCAGUUUUUGUAGCCUCACCCUAAUUUCGAAACUCCGUUAAUAUUGUGAAACCUUCAGUUUCUGUUUUAGUUUUUCAAAGUAUGAAUCAUCAUGAGAUCGAAAAAUCUUUUUAGUUUCUAACUUUUGAAAAAUACUUUUUGUGCACGUUUCUAUCAAGCCCAGAAUCAUUUUCGACUUUUUGAAGACGCCCAAAACGAUUUGGAGUACCGCAAAGAGUGGGACGACAACAUUAUCACGUUGGAACUUCUUGAAGAAGAGGAGGAUCAAGAGGUUUUCCACAAAUGGACAACAAUUCAACUGGGUUUUGAGCUGGUUCGAUGGGUCGCCAAAUACCCGUAUCCGAUGUAUCCUCGGGAAUACAUCUACGUGCGGCGGACUUGGAUUUCCGAAGACGAAAAGACGGCCGUCGUCAACAGCGACGUCGUUCUUCCUCAGGUGCGGAGUUUGAAGUCGGACUAUUUGCCGCCUUUCAAGAGAUAAUUAUCUUAUUUGAACGUUUUGCAUAACUUUAAAACAAUCGGUGAAAUUGACACGAAAAAUUUCUUCUUUGCAAUUUUUUAUGAAUUAAAAUCUAUCAGGUAGAAAAGAAAUUCAGACCGGAAUUUCCGAAUAUUAUCUUCAAGUAAAAAGUAAAAUAGUUUAAUUUCGAAUGAGUUCUCAGGAGUACCCCUCGACGUCGUCUUCGAAUGUUCGCGUCUGCUCCUACACAUCUCGGAUGGCGAUUCGAGCUCACAAAACGUGGAACGACCACGGUUUAGGUUCAUUUUUCAACAGUUAAUGCUUGGGAGCCAAUGUUUUUGUACAAAAAGUUUGUUGGUUUAUUCUUAUUUCUUUUUUAAUCAGUAUAUUUUCGUGAUCUUCAGAUCUUUGAAUUUUCUUCAUUACGUCUCAAUUUGAUCUCAAAGUUUUCUUAUUCCAAUAUGAGCUUGUUGAGAGUGAGAAGGAAAAAUAACUUUACAGGGAAACUUGAGAAAAUUCGAUAACUUUUUUAAAAAGGGACUAGAGUUACCUGGCAAAGUGUGAUAAUUUCAAAGCUUUCAGACUACGUUCUCACCUACUCGGAUAAUCCAGAAGCCAACAUCCCGCGGUACGUCUACAACUGGAUCGUCAACCACGGCGGCCCGUACUUCUUGGGGCAGGUCUGCCUUAUUUUCGGCUCAAAAUGAGGCUCAUUAUCCGUCGUACGCAUCGUCAUUUUCGCAUUCCACGUGGGCGGCCGUAGAAACAAAUAUAAUUGCCGUGUUUUUGGUUGGAAAAGUUUCAUAUUUGAUCACCAUGCCAAGGAUCUCGAUGCACGUGCAGGCCAACUACAUUUCGCGACUUGCGCGAAACAGACAAAUGUAGCUAUAAUUUUUUUUUCUGUUUCUCUUCUGACGGUUGGAAUCGUCAACAAGUUUUUCCGUUUUGAAAGAAUUUCAAUUCUGAUGUUUAAAAGAGAAUGGUGAAACCGAAAGGAGCUGAUAAUGAGCCGAAAUAUUCUAGCCGCUAAAAGUUUUGUGAAAAAAUGAGAGCCCAUAAAACUCAGUAGUUUUGAACGUUUGGACUCCAGGGCUAUUUUUAAUUUUCAUUUUUUCUAUUUUUUCCAGGACUAUUUCAGAAAAAAACAUUUAUUUUUUUGAUGAAAAAAAUUGGGUUUUAAAGUUAAAUUGGAGAAAAUAGAGUUUGAAUUUGGAUUUUCAUUACAAUUAGGAAAGUGUUCAAGGCUCUGCAGAAUCAUUUUUUUUCGCGUGAUUUUUGAUCCCAAUUUUUCAUCAAGUUCUAUUAUUAGGCUCAAAAAAGGAAAGAAUCAAAAAAAAUUUUGUCGACUUUUAAGAAACGCAAGAAGGCCAUAUUGAAGGCGCACAAAGCUGCGAGGGAAAUCGAAGCCAAAGGAAAAGUUGUUCGAUCAGCCGUCGAGAAGGCGUUGAAACGAAGACGUCGCCAGGAAACGACGGCUGCUGACGAGCAGACGGCGACUGUUAACGAAGCGACUGCGAGCGAAGCCGGCGAGGCCGCCCCUGAAGUGGACACUUCAGACGCGACGCCGACAUCUGAGCCGCAGGAGCCUAGAUCAGAAUCGCAAACGAAGGAGUCGUGUUCUGAAUGCGCUCCGUCUCAGUCGCCUUCCUCCGAACCUCUGUGUGUAAAUUAA
Molecule: messenger RNA, 3136 nt
Organism: Caenorhabditis auriculariae
Lineage: Eukaryota; Metazoa; Nematoda; Chromadorea; Rhabditida; Rhabditidae
Source: the annotation of a GenBank genome assembly